CUACACCUCGCCAACAUCGCUACACCUCCCCUUUUGGACUCUUGAGACUCCCGUCUGGUUAGCCGUCCUUGUUUGUGGAGGGGACGAGCCAGAGCGGACGGGGGAGUAGUCCACUGUUUCAUGCCGACUAAGAAACCAAAGAACGAAAGCCGGCAGCACGACAAUACCAACUCGAAAGGCCUUGCACCGCCUGGCAAGCGGGUCGUCAGACAGCGCUCGAACGGACAGCUCAACGGACAACCCAAUGGCAAGUCGACCAUCGCAGUCACGCCCCCUGCGCUGCCCUCGACUGGCUUAAACCAAGGCUUCAAGUUUCCACGAUCCGCAGACACCACAGCUCCAGGGACUGCUGCUGCCACCGCCAAAGAUCAUGCGGCAGCAUCGGAGGGAGCGGAAAGAGAGAGGACUGCUUCAGACGCUUCUGCUGAGGAAGUAGGACCGCACGGCGAAAUGGCAGACAGCGCACACGAGCUGAACGUAGGCACCCCCAGCUUGGAGGUGCCCGCCUCGGCAGCAUGCAAGACAUCUACACAUGCUCCUGGCUCGUUGUUCUCUGUCUCCACCAUUCUGGCAUACUAUCCGCUGCGCGACGCCAUCUCUAUCCUCAUCCUGCUCCUCUCGCUUCCUCCAACCCUGGUCCUGUUCAUCCAAACUCUCUUCGCUUCGCUCACCUUCGUCCCACCGACCGCCGGCCUGUCUCUUUCCACUCUACCAAAUGUCAAGGAGAUGUUCAAUUCGUCAAACUUCGGAUAUCCCGCAUUGGCGACGAUAUUGUUCGUGGAUUGCUUCUUUGGUCUCGUCUGGCUACCGCUUUGGAAACCUGCUCAGGCUAUCUUUUUGGACUUGUCCCAAGCAGUCAUUGCAGUUUCUCUGAGCGGCGCAGCGGCGAGCACUGGUGGCCCGACGCACAGUAUAGCGACCUGUACUCUCAUCGUCUGCAUCGUCCAUGUGCUUCGGUACAGAGCGAUACAUCUGACCGCUUUGGACUACCUCCGAUCUGUGCUACAUAAAUUGGACAUUGGCAUUGCUCUCGAUGGUCCAGUUUUUGCGCAGUCUUCUUAUCCUUUUCAGAAUACUGAACGCGGCAUGUUCUUCAAUGCUGCCCGCGUUCUUCUUGGAAUACACAUCGUUUCUCAAGGCGUCACGACAUGCAUUAGACGCACCCUCGCAAACGCCAAAGCUAGCGAGAAGGACCUUAACGUACCGGCAAUCACUAAAACCGACACCGAGGCCAUUGCUGGCGCAGAACCUCCCACUCGGACCGGUUCUGGCAUUGUCGAAGGAUCUCAGCCUUCGCAUGCAUACGCUAGUACCGAUGGCCGACCUCCUGGUCAACCACCCUCGCAUCGCGAAAGCAAACAGCGCGAAUCGAGCAGCAAAAAGAAAAGGAAGCAGGCCAACCAGGUUCGGAGCCAGCAACCACUCUGGGCUGCUGUUGCUAGUACAAAAGUCACUUUCGUUAAGGAAAUGGAACAGCGAGAUGCGGCUGAUGAUGCACGAGAUGCCGCGAUUAUGAAUAACAACACAAGCAACACUUUUGUAAGCGCCACUAACACCACCAAUCGCAUCUGGAUAUGCGAAGUCCGCGACACCGAGAUCCUCUUCACCAUUGAGCUCUGUCCUGAAGCAGCCGCAGAACUUGCGGAUGACAAGGACGACUCGCCGUCUCUCACCACCGCAAUUGAUCGAUCGAAGCCCUUCUACAUUCGUGUGAAUGGGGCUGCUUGGAGCUCUACCAGGAUUUUAGAGGCGGAUGAUGAGGAGAAAGGAGGUCUCCGCUAUGACGGCGAGAUUUUUGGUCUGGCCCCGCUUAGCAGUUACCACUGUGAGGUAGUCAGCAUGGAAUCUCAGCGGAUCAUCUGCUCCGUCAGCCUCAUCACUCAGCCUGCGCCAUCAGCCGAACAGGCUGCUGCGGUACCCGCACAACCUCAGCACCAAGCACUUCGACCAUCAUCGCCGAUCACGACUCUGAAGCAAUCAAUUCAAUCCGCCGAAGCCAAACUCAACGAGGCCAGGAACCGUUCAAAGAGGACCAAGAGAGACCAGCGAGCAGCCCAUGCAGAUUUUCGGAAGGAGAUCAAUGCUUUGCGUUCGAAGUUGGAAUCGUCAACUGGCGCAGAUGACAAGCAAGAUCGACGUCUCAACCAAAUCAAGCAGCACAAGAACCAGGCAGAGGAGGCUACCAAGGAAUAUCAAGCACAAAUCGAGGCCCUUGGAGAGAUUCCUGCAGAUGAGCUGGCUGAGUCGCAGGUCAAGCGUCGUGCCUAUCAAUCCGCUUUAGACGCCGUCAAGGCCGCCGAGAGAGAGCUUGACAACGCCAAAGCCGAACAGGAGCGGGAGAAGGAUGCCUUGAGGUCUGACUUGGCCGCCGUACGAACGAAGAAGGAGAAGUUGUCAGCUCGAAUUGCACAGCGUACACAGGAGUUGGAAGAAGCCAAGUGUCAGCAUGCAGCCGACCUGACUGCGAGGCAGAGGCGUGACUUUGAACGAGCUCGCGAGCUUCAAGAGCGAGAGAACGCAGAGAAUGGGUUGAAAUUCCACAUUGCCGCCAUGGAACAAGAGCAGGCAACUUUCGCCCAGAAAACCCAGGAAGCCUACCACCAAGCCUUGGCUCUUUCGAAUUGGUCCGCUCCUCCAAGCUAUCCGGCAUACUCUUGUCCUCCAACACCAGAAAACGCAAACGGUCAAGUCAGUCCUCAAGCAAACGGCUUCCCUCCAACGACGUUCGGUCCACAACCCUUCAGCUCACCUUUCAAUCCCGCUGCAAUUCCUCACGGCACCCAAGCUCCUCGUGGCCGCAGCUCUUCCAUGCUAAGCCAAUACUCCGGUUUCACAGACAACGCUGAAGACUACCCUCAGCCCCAGCAUCAACAUUCCUGGCCCAUAUCAGGUGCCACCCUCGCCGGCGCCGCAUUGGAAGAUCGCAAAGAAAGCGACGGAGGUUCUGGCAGUGGAAGUCGAAGUGGAAGCGCGAGUGUCGUCAAUGGUACUGCUACUGCUACCUUGCUCACGGAAAAUGGAUCCAACAGUCCGAGACCUGAAGCCAAGCCUUUCAUACCUGGAGCUCCUUCUUCCAGCACUGCUACCUCUGUGGGAACGAUCGGUCCGCCUGGUGGGAAAAAGACUCCGGCUUCUCAGAGUCCUACUUUGACAUCUGGUGCGAUGAAUUGUGGUAGAUAGUGUGUGUUUUAGCUCCUUUACGAAACAAAUCCUGUGGCUUGUGAUGUUGUUUAAAAAGUACCGCUCUCCCUUCC
Molecule: messenger RNA, 3254 nt
Organism: Pseudocercospora fijiensis CIRAD86
Lineage: Eukaryota; Fungi; Ascomycota; Dothideomycetes; Mycosphaerellales; Mycosphaerellaceae
Exons: 1
Coding region: 121-3180 (1019 amino acids)
Source: RefSeq, a predicted model, not a curated record